Molecule: messenger RNA, 669 nt
Organism: Trichoderma reesei QM6a
Lineage: Eukaryota; Fungi; Ascomycota; Sordariomycetes; Hypocreales; Hypocreaceae
Exons: 1
Coding region: 271-669 (132 amino acids)
Source: RefSeq, a predicted model, not a curated record
ACCUACAAAUACCUACCUUACCCUCUCCCAUCCUCUUCCCACCUCCUCGACUCCUCCUCCUCACUCUGCACACCACGUCUCUGCUUGACCAAGCUUUGCUUUCAUUUGCUUCACCAGAGAACCUAUCGCAAGCAUUGCUAGAUAUUACCUAUCACCCAACGCAACACCGACAUACAACCGUAACCAACAACAUACCAACAACAUACCGACACUCUUGUGUUCUACCAGUGCUCAGACUGCAAAAAGCUCACAUUCCAACCAUCAUCAUCAAUGGAUACCAAGGCUACCAACCCUCGCCUGACCACAGAGUCACUCAGCCUCGGCGACAGCGCUCAGUCCACCCCUUCUGUCUCGGCCGCCUCAACACCCACACUCGAGGCACACGAGUUCAUCGGCGGCUUCCCCCACAAGCUCUCGGCCAACCUGCUACCGGCUCUCUCGCGAGACUUCCCAAAGCCUACAAACGAGGUCGACGUCAAGGAGGCCCUCGAGCGCCAGCCCGGCAGAUGGAGCCUCCAGGGCCAGAUCAAGGCCAACAACAUGAGAGCCCAGAGCGCCGCACUCCGGCUCGACGACAAGGAGGGCAAGGCGAGAGCCUUUGAGGAGGCCAAGCGCGAGCUACUGGCGUAUCACCACAGCGCCCUGCGGAAGCCUUCCGGCGCAAGAUAA